Molecule: messenger RNA, 359 nt
Organism: Staurois parvus
Lineage: Eukaryota; Metazoa; Chordata; Amphibia; Anura; Ranidae
Source: the annotation of a GenBank genome assembly
GCCAAUCAGUGGCCUUUUAUCACGUGAUCAGCCGUGUCCAAUGACACAGCAGAUCACCGAGGACGGCUCGGCACCGAUGAAUCAGUGCCCUGAUGAUCAGUGCCGUGCCACCCACCUGUGCCCAGCAGUGUUGCUCACAAGUGCCAAGCAGUGCCACCCACCUGUGCCCAGUAGUGCCCAUCAGUGUCACCCACAAGUGCAAAUCAGUGUCCAGUAGUGCCACCCACCUGUGCCCAGCAGUGCCACCCACCAGUGCCCAGAAGUGCACCCCAUCAGUGCUACCCAUCAGUGCUGCCCAACAGUGCCCCAACAGUGCCACCAGUGUGCCAGUCAGUGCCCAGCAGUGCUGCCAGUCAGUG